AUGACGACAAAAGACAAAGCUGCUGACCCUCGACAUGACGAGUUGAUGACCAAAAUGGAAGAAACCCGCAAAAAGUGGCUUGCCGAAGAGGAGGAAGAAGGACAAGAUGAUACGGACCGGCUUUUGCAAGAGGCUAUCAAUAUGGCUGUCUCACAGGGUCGUGGUUGGGCACCUGGUGAGAAGGAAGAAUACAUGGCCAAGAUUCUGGACGAUGAUUUCAUUCCUCCCAUUUUUGCGGAAAACCAAGAAGAAUUGGAAGCUAGUGGGUUGGCAGAAGCAUUUUCGUCUCUGCAUUAUGAUGAUUCACCGUCUGUUGUGGCAUUAGAAUUCAAAAAGAAGGGGACCGAUUCCUUCUUGAAUGGAAAGCGGAACGAGGCCAAGAAUGUUCAAUACUUUCGAGAUGCUGUCAAUCAUUAUUAUGAUGCUUUUGCUUGGGCACAAAAGAUUGAGCCAUUGGAACAUAGACAACAAAAUCAAAAGACGGAAACAAAGCCAGAUGAAACUAAGAUGGACAAAAAAGAGAAAGAACCCACUCACGAUGAUGCACCCGAGUACACAGAAAAGGAGUUGGACGAAUUCAAGUCGACUAUCAUGGGCAAUGCUGCCCUGGCCCAUAUGAACUUGAAAAACUGGGGACACGUGCGAGAUGACAGCAAAAAGGCCCUUGAUUUCAACAAGGAAAAUGUCAAGGCGUGGUACCGUCUAGCAAAGGCAUACCAAAUGCUCCAAUGUUGGGAAGAAGCUGGUGAUGCCAUUGAUAGUGGACUUGGUGUACCGAAUGAAGCCCAAAACAAGGACUUGCUGAAACUCCAAAAGCUACUUGCCGAGAAGAUCCGCAAGGCCCGUGUCGCUCGUCAAAAGAGAGAAAAGCGACGAGCCGAGCGAGUGUCCAAAGUCAAGAAACUAUGGAAACAUUGCAAAGAACAAAGCUUUCAGCUGGGACGUGUACCACUAGUGGGGUCGGUCGGUGACGACGACGAGGAUGCAGACGAUGUGGCGGAAUCUAGAUGGCAUCACCAUCAUCCGCAUACAGGACAAUUGCCAGAGCCAGUGAGCGGAGCCAGCGACUGGGUUUGGCCAUGCCUCUUUUUGUAUCCGUCACAUUCGCAAUCAGAUUUUGUCAAACAAUUUGCCGAGUCGGAAAUGUUGGCCAUGAGAUUGGCCGAAAUAUUCCCAGUCGUGGAUGGUGAAUCCAACGAGAACAGCAUACCUUGGGAUUACGACAAUGAAUUUCAAUGCGACAAAUUGGCCAUCUAUUUUGAAAUCAAUUGUCCAAGCGAAGAGAGCAUUGAAAAGACAAAGAGCGGAAAGCCUAUUGUUCACCCAGAGAGUGUGGAACGACUGGUCGACCAAGGAUCCACUAUGCGCUUUUACGAAUCCUCUCGUGCACUCAAAGGAGACGAGGGUCCCGAAAUGGCCAAUUUGGUUACAGCUGUUGAACGAAAGCGUCUGUAUCAGCAACGAAAGAUAUGGAAGAAAAAGCAUGGAAGCUUGUGGCAUUUGCCAGAUCCUUUGGACGUUGUCCGUGUGCACCCAGCCAUGACGCUGAAGGGGAUUCUAUCGGAUCCGCGAAUGGUUGUAGCCAAUUUCCUGGUGACGCUUGUUGUUAUUCCAGAAAAUCAUCCAGUGCAUGAAGCGUACCUGAAGGAACACAAGUGCGUCGGUGUGCUGCAACCUGACGAAAUUGCGUAG
Cylindrotheca closterium is the source of this 1692-nucleotide messenger RNA. Lineage: Eukaryota; Bacillariophyta; Bacillariophyceae; Bacillariales; Bacillariaceae. The record is from the annotation of a GenBank genome assembly.